Molecule: messenger RNA, 2756 nt
Organism: Tigriopus californicus
Lineage: Eukaryota; Metazoa; Arthropoda; Copepoda; Harpacticoida; Harpacticidae
Exons: 4
Coding region: 1424-2719 (431 amino acids)
Source: RefSeq, a predicted model, not a curated record
AAAGGCCGAGAAGAAGGAGAUUUUAUGAUAAAGCAGCUCUUUCUUUCUUAAGUCCGUCACGAAGGUCCCCAGGAUCAGGAUAACUCAGUCAUCACAUACUAAGUUACUAGCUCGAAAGGACUCUUAUCCUGGGAGUGGAUCAACAGCUCUGAAUAACAUGGGUAGCCUCGAACGUCUUUCUGUAGUUUCCGGUUUUAUAAGAACUCAUCUCGUCUUCGACAUUCAUUGUGCUAUCUCUCAAAAUUAAACCCAGCGAACGUUGAGAGGGACUCUCUUCCAACCAACUAAUCUCUCGAAUCUCUUUGGUUGGAAGGGCACCAUCCCUUCUGAACAAAACAUGGGAGUGUCGUCGUACACUGUUCACUACUAUACGUAUGUAGGGGGAAAGAAGAGGAAGAUAGCCAAGAGGGCUUUGGCUCACUCGCUGAGGCUCUUUAUUUUCAACAAGGGACUCGUAGCGAUGCGUCUCUCUCCGCAUCUUUCCACAUUAUUUCAUUGCUUGUUAAGACCAACUUGAAGUCAACCGUUUCACCUCUGCGCUUCUCAAUCGUUUGUUUAAGACCGUCCCGUAUAUCUCUGUUCCAACCCCAUUUCCGGUUCCUUUCAACUAUACUGUAGAAUGUUGUGAGCCUUGAUAUCCGCAUACCCUAAUUGAUGAGGAUCAUGAUCCAGUAAAGAAAGGAAGGAAGGCAGUCCCUUCCAACCUGUCGCUCCCUGUUAUCUAUCUUCCAAGUUUGCUCCCUCUCUGCGUUCAUCCUUGAACAUUGACUGAGCAGGCUCUCUUCAAAACCAAUCAUUUUCUCAAAGAAGUCUGUUGCUAUGUUUGGUUGAGUUUGUUUUCUGUCCUGUCAGUCCUCUUGCCAUGAGAAAAAAUGCGCUAGGGGAAUUGAUCCUCCAGACUUCUUCCUCUUCGGUGUUCCAAAGAACCAGAGAGGGGUCCCAAACUUCGAGGAGAGAAGACGUGGAAGAAGAGGAGCCACAGAAAGAGCAGCCUGAACAUGUCCAUAUGGCCCGACUUUGCAGGAAUAAAAAUGCCGCUUUCGGCUGUUUCCCCUCGUUGGUUUCCCCUUCUUGGGUCGUUAUGGCUGAAAUAAACAACCGCGGAAUAAAACGGCUCUUCAUCCCAGGACAUCAUACUUUCAAGAGAAGACAACGCCUAGGAUCCCACAAAAAGACCAAGCCUUGAGUUGAACGGAAAAUGCCAGAUCACAAUUAAACGCACUUUUCAAUUUCAGACCAGUUUGGUUCUAGUCAAAGAAAAAAGAAAAAGCCAUCAAAAACGUUAGGUGAAGUAGAAUCGAGUAUGACAAGUCAGUUGACGUUUUUUUAAUGUCGAAAUAAUACAGAUUAUUCCUAGCGUGACCUGAAAUAUUGACUUUUGAUUUCGAGCCGCUUGAGCAACCUGUAAUUUGUUCAGUUUGAGAUGGCAUUGAUUUUUGCUUGUGAUAUUUCACAAGGUUUUGGUUGUCAAAGCAGACCAAGGCAACUCAGUCAGAUAUCCACAACAAAGGCCACAUCAAUCGCGAGCAGUCUUUUCGGACAUCGGGUACUUACUAUCCCCAGUGUAUCCGCCAUGAUCAUCAACUUGGUCGUGGUCCUAUUUCUACUUCAAGUCCAAUUGGCUUUCUGCUAUUUCGACGUUCAUCGGUGGAAGUACAUUGGCUAUCAAAACGUUUGGCACGAGGGCAAUAGCCACAAGGUUCAAGAUGUCAAACAAUUUACCAACGAUCCCGAUCGAAGUGUCGAGUUUUGCGCCAAUUUCUGCACACUUGACUCAACAUGUGACGCCUUUUACUUGAGCCAAUCUGAAGAGGGCAAUUGUCAUGUGGUGGACGAGGAUUCUUCGGCUAUCCCACGGACCUAUGGCCACGAAUGGAGAACGGGCAAAAUGUACUACGUGAAGGAGUCUGUGGCCUCCAAUUUUUCUGAUGUCCUCCCUUUGCCCGACUUGUUCGAAAUACCUUGUGACGGCGACAACUUCACAUUAGAGGCCAGUCAAUGCGAUCAAUUUCCCAAGCAGAAUGUGACCUACUACUCGUGUCCAUUCUCGAGCUCAAGGUAUGAGGACACGAUCCUGGAGAUACCCGAUUCAAAAUGCCCGGGCGAGGAUCGCUUACUUUUGUGUGAACUCCAUGGUCGGAACAUUGAGACCAACGUUGCGGGCAACACGAGAACCAUUUUCGAACCGACAUUCAUAAAAACGGCGCACAACGGACAAGGUUUGACAGUGCACGGUCUUCAAUGGUUGACAAUCCAAUUCCGUCAGGCACCAAAGAAGCUCUCAAGGCUGAUCAUCCGCACUGUGGAUCACCACGUAGAGCGCAUGAAGUUUGCCAAACUGACAAUCCAUUCUGGGCAAGAACAGGACACGAUCGACAUUGACAUUGGAGCCCAACCCUUGGGAAGCACUUGUGCUGUUCUCGUCAACUUCGAUUACACCAACACUUGGACGGCAUUGAAUGCGGAUAAACUCGUGAUUCAUGAUACUCAAUGGUAUGGCUUCGAUCAGCGAGGCUUUAAGUUGGAUAUCUUCGUCAAACCUCCAACCCUAUUGUCCAAUAUGACUUUGUCGGAUGGGUGUUCUUGUACAUGCCCCACCGAGGUCAUGCCUUUUCAGGAUCCAAACUCAUUGGCAGCCCCGUUAACGCUGGAUGAUUUCCCAGAAACCUGUCGGUGCUCUUGUCCAGUCAUUGAGCCUGUUCCAAAAACUCAAUUUUGAAAUAAAAAACGAAAAUAAACAUAGAGAACACAUCUUU